UUUAAAAUCACAACCAACUAUGACGCAAGGUUUACAUUGGAGUAAUCUGAAAACACUAAUAAGUUAACGUCAAUUUUUUGGGCAACAAAAAAAUCCCAACUUUAACUUUCAAAGUGUUGUUAUGUGGAUAAAGCCAAACCUCAGAAUGGAGCCACGAAAGAGAAAUGGAGACAAUUCAGUUCGAAACUGGAGACAAUUCUGUUCCAACAGAGGAGCAAAAUAAGCUCAUGAAGAUUUCAUGUUUGUUGAGUGUUUCCCAACUCCUUUUUCCCGUCUUUUAGUUAGGCAGAUUUUCCCCUUCUCUUUAGUUCUCACUUCUUGUGCUUACCUUCCUUUUUGCUCAUAUAACAAUGAACAAAAUAUGGCAGAUUUCCAAUCAUCCUUUCUCCUUUACAGGAAACACCCAUCAUUACUCCCAACAAUAAUCCCUUUUUGCAUUCCUUGAAACUUGAGCUUUUCUCCCACCAUUUAAAUAACCUUCUAAUUCAUAGCCUUUUUUCCUCCCUCCCCCCUCCUUUUUUUGCCUUCUUUUACUCCUGUUCUUCAUUAAUGAUGGAUUCCUCUUCCUUUAACUCUGUUAAUGGCUUCUACUCUUUCCUAACCAGAGGUAUUGAUGAUCUUGAAAGAGGGUUUCUUUCAAACAAUUUUAUGUCUGUUCAUUUUCUCCAGAAAGUCUUGACCCUUCUCAGAUCAUUCCAUACCCAUUUGAUUCUGCUGGUUCAGAAACUCCAUUUACCAGUUGGUGAAAAAUGGCUGGAUGAAUACAUGGAUGAAAGUUCUAAGCUUUGGGAAAUAUGUCAUGUCCUGAAAUCUGGAAUAUCUGGCCUGGAGAAUUACUACUCUGCAGUUCACAACAUAACUUCAUCGAUUGAGAAUCAUAAGCAUCUGUGCCCACAACUCAAUCGACAGGUACUCAGAACAAUUAAUGCUUGCAGAAGAGAAGCUGUGGGAUUAGAGGAAGAAAACAGGGCUUUAUUGGAGACAAGAAUUCAGACAGAAGCAUUAAGGUUUGAUGAGAGAAUCUCCAUUGAAUCAAAGCUAAAUGGAUUCAAUGGAUUCAGGGGAGUUCUGUUUUCCAUGAGAAAUGUGAGUUCACUUCUGCUGAUGAUCUUGCUUCAUGGGCUGGUCUUUUGUUGGCCUGAAUCUAACAAUGGAGGGGGAUACGAGGGAUGUUUGUUCUUCGGAUCAGCCUUCAUGGUUUCAACAGCAAGAUUGCACGAAAAACUCACAGCAGAAAUGAACCAAAUCAAUGGAAGACCUGGGAUUUUGAUGUAUGAAUUUAGGAGAUCAAAGGCAGCCAUUGAUGAACUGAGGAAUGAGCUGGAGAAGAGAUGCUCCCAGAGAGUGGAUUGGAGAUCAGAAGUUAGCAUCAGAGAAAGAGUGGACCAAUUGAAGUGUUGUUGUGGUGUAUUGAGAUCAGGGGCUGAGAAUAUAGUUGGGCAACUUGAUGAUUUCUUUGAUGAAAUUGUUGAAGGUAGGAAGAAGCUUUUGGAUUUCUGUAGCCACAGAUAGAAAGAGGAGAAAUUAUUUUAAACAGAAAAAAUUAAAAAUUAAAUUUUAUCAAAAAAAAAAUACAUUUAUUAUCAUUUCUAUGUUUAUCUCCACUGGAAUUUUCACUUUUGUAUAAAUAAAAAUAGCUGGACAGAGAUGCUAAUAUCCUUCUUUGUAGGAAUUGUGGAGGAAAUUUUGUAGGGAAAUGAAAGAAAUGGCAAUGACUAGUUGAAAUACGUUCUUUUCUUUUUAAUCUUCAUUCAUCUCUUUCUCUUUGUUUGGG
Messenger RNA from Oldenlandia corymbosa var. corymbosa, 1774 nucleotides. The record is from the annotation of a GenBank genome assembly. Lineage: Eukaryota; Viridiplantae; Streptophyta; Magnoliopsida; Gentianales; Rubiaceae.